Molecule: messenger RNA, 9872 nt
Organism: Salvelinus namaycush (lake trout)
Lineage: Eukaryota; Metazoa; Chordata; Actinopteri; Salmoniformes; Salmonidae
Gene: patj
Product: PATJ crumbs cell polarity complex component
Exons: 48
Coding region: 481-6513 (2010 amino acids)
Molecular function (GO): protein binding
Source: RefSeq, a predicted model, not a curated record
UUGGCUAGCUAUCUAACGUUAGCUGAAUAUUUCGAGAAGCUCUGGUAGCAUUUAUCGUUACAAGUUGUUUUAUGGGGUUAUAUUAUCACCCGACAAAAGGCAAAGUUGUGUUGUUUUAAGAACCUAGCUAGUUAACCGUACUUACUCAAACAAACGUUUUUUUUUACUUCAUGCUUUGAAUUAGUUAUUCAACUAACGCUACAGCUACGCACGACCAAUAGAAACAGAUGAUGAUUCUGUGCACCUGUUGCAUGUAAAGCAAAACAGGCGUUACUCCUUUAGCUAGCUAACGCUACGUCUCUAAAGUUAUUAGGCCUUUACAGUAUAACGUUAAACCGUUCUGAUUUUGUGGAUCCUUUUUGCCAGUACUGUACUUUAUUUAUCUUUCGCUUGACUUUGCUGCUCAGCUGAUUUAAAAAUAAAUAAAUUACUUCCUGCUUCAGGUUGCAUCACAAAAUAUACCCAGACAGAGGGAGGACAAUGUAUGAAAAUGUCCCAACAGUCUCCACAGUGGAGCGCCAGCAGGUGCUGCAGGCCUUGGAACGGCUCCAGGCUAAGAUGGCCCAGAGGGAGGAGUGGACCCACAGUGAGAGGCUGGGGGUGCUGAGGGACGCCCUACAGAGCCCACUGCUAGGACACAUCCUCACGCUGCAGCACUCCAUCAAACAACUCAAAGACCAGCUGAACUGCAUGCCUCCCGACACCUGCAGUGAGUUCAGCUUCUCCAGGAAGGGCCAGCUGAUCGUCAGUGCCAGCCGCCCGGCCAGCAGCCUGUGCACAUCCGGCCCCGGCUCGGUGCUGUCCAACGGCUCAGCCCUCUCCUCAGUGGGUCUCCGCUCCCCCGACCAGCUCCAGAGAUGGCUCGGCGCUGCCGCCAAGGGGAGGCCAACUGAGCACAUCAGCCUGCCCAAGCCCCUGUCUGGAAGCCUGGGCUUCAGUGUGGUAGGCCUGAGGCCUGAGGGGACUGGGGGCCACGGGGUCUUCAUCAGACAGGUCCAGCCUGGGAGCAUCGCACACAGGGAUGGGCGCAUGCUGGAGAACGACCAGAUCCUGGUGAUCAACGGGACCCCCCUGGACCAGAGUGUCACCCAGCAGCAGGCCAUCACUCUGCUGCAGCAGCCUGGGGACAGAGUGGAGCUGGUGGUGGCCCGGAACCCAUCAACUGCCACACAGCACACGCCACUGCCCCCGCCCGGACCCAUCAUUCAGAAUGAGCAGUGGGGCCAUGUGGAGGAGAUAGAGCUGGUGAACGACGGCUCGGGCCUGGGCUUCGGUAUUGUUGGAGGCAAGGCCACAGGAGUGGUGGUGAGGACCCUGGUGCCAAACAGUGUGGCUGAUAAGGAUGGGCGUCUGCGUACCGGCGACCACAUCCUGCGUAUCGGGGAGACCCCCACGUGGGGCCUGGCCAGUGACCAGGUGGUCAAGGUGCUGCAGGGCUGCGGGAGCCGUGUGCGCAUGCUCAUCGCCCGUGACCCCUCGGGACAGCCCUCCACCUCCUUGCCGCCCCCUCCCCCGCCCGCCGCCAGUCCCGUUUCAGCCCUGCCCCCACUGCCUGAAGUCGGACCCAAGCGCAGGCUCAGCAGGACUCCCAACCUGGAGGGUUAUGAGAUCCAUGAAGUGCCUCUGAUGAAGAAGGAGGGCCAGAGCCUGGGCAUCUCCAUCAUCGGUUACAAUGCCUUUACCAGUGAAGACGCGUUGGGAGUGUUUGUGAAGAACGUAGUUCCUGGGAGUGCAGCUGAGCAGAGCGGAAACAUACGCAUCCACGACAGGAUCAUAGCGAUGGACGGGGUGAGCCUGCAGGGCUUCACUAACCAGGAAGUUCUGGAGGUGAUGAAGCAGACGGGCCAGACGGUCCACCUCACCCUGGCCAGGAAGAUGGCCUCGCCCAGACCCUCACUGGAGAGGUCCCUGGACAAAGUCCAGAGAGAGCCGUCCCGUGUGUCUCUGAAGAGGUCUGCAGAGAUCAAAGCUCGGUCAUCAGACCUGCAGAGGGCCUCCAGCGUGGCCUCCAGCGUGGCCCCCCUACUGGAGCCCACUGAGACACUUCUGAUGAGCACCAGCAGAACACAGCUGGCCAGUGCUAUGGAGGGAGUCUCUCUGUCUGAGCUGGAGCUGAGGGCCAAAUGGGAGCAGGCCCUGGGGCCAGAGUACGACGUUCUGGUGGUUGAACUGGACCCUGUCAUCGAAGAUGACGCUGAGCUACAGAAGUACUCCAAGCUUCUUCCCAUCCACACCAUGCGUCUGGGGGUUGAGUUGGACUCGUUCGACGGCCACCACUAUGUCUCUUCUGUGGCCCCUGAGGGCCCCGUGGCCAAACACGGGCUCCUGAGACCAGAGGACGAACUACUGGAGGUGAACGGGGUGCAGCUGUACGGCAAGUCGAGGCGCGAGGCAGUGGCGUUCCUGCGUGAGGUUCCCCCUCCCUUCACCCUGGUGUGCUGCAGACACCUGACAGAGGACGACUCAGACUAUCAACCAGACCGCCAAGACGAGUGGCGCUCGCCCAGCCCUGCCGUCAGCUUGUCUGAGCUUGAAGCCAAGCUGUCCUCUGUGUUGAUAAGUCAGGCCUACCUCCGGGACAAUGACAGUGAACAACCUCAGGACCACGUGACCCUGCAGGAGGUGUCGGAUGAGGAGCCGGAGGAGCCAGCGCCCACGUACCCCAGCCAGCAGGAGGAGAUGCAGCAGGGGAAGAGAGGGGAAGAGGAGGAGGAGGAUGAAGAGGGAGAGCUGGCUCUGUGGUCCCCAGACAUUCAGUUGUUGGAGCUGGAGAAGGGAGAGAGAGGCCUGGGCUUCAGCAUCCUGGACUACCAGGAUCCUCUGGACGUUGCGCGCUCCGUCAUUGUCAUCCGCUCGCUGGUGCCCGGCGGCGUGGCAGAGUGCCAUGGGGGCGUGCUCCCCGGGGACCAGCUGGUGUUUGUCAACGACACCUACCUGGACACGUGCACCCUGCCCCAGGCCGUGGAGGUGCUCAAGGCCGCCCCGUCUGGAACCGUCUACUUGGGCAUCUGCAAGCCAUUAGUGAUGGAAGGAGCAGAGGAGAGGGGACAUGGGGACCUGGCGCUCCGGAGGACAGAGGGACAGAGCAAGGGCCGAGAGGAGAGUGUGUCCCUCUUGCUUACACACUCACUUCUGCCUGUUUCCAAGGGCUUUGCUGAUGGCUCCAUCCUCCCGGAGGAUCUUGGACAGGAAGAGGACGAACCCGAGCUGAUCCUGGACGGUAGCUUCCCUCGCUACACCUCACCUUUGACCCCUGCCUUAACCAUUAACCCCACCCCCACCUUGACCACUAGGAGCCUUAACCCCACCCCAACUCCCACCUUGACGCCCAGCCCAAUGGGAGAGGAGAGGGAAAUGGCCGUGGAUGAUGAAGAGGAGGUUGGAGUGGAGGUGGAGGUUAGGGAGGGGCAGGUGGUGGACUCCUACCCCAGAAAACCCCCACCUUCGUGGGGAGAGUGGGAGAGAGACAACGGAGGCCCCGUCCCGCCGGCCUCUGUCCACUCUGGAGCUCAGGAAAAGGUGGAGGAGGUGGAGGAGAUGCCCAAUCCAGACCUGCAGCCCAGAGCCCUUCUUGACCAGCUCACUCUGGGUCAGUCUGUGGACUCCUGGGUGGAGACGGGUGGGGACAGUGAGGCAGACUCAGACUCCAGGAACGGAGGAUCAGAACUCACCCUGACUGACACGGACACCGACUCGGUGCGUUUGGUUGACACUGAGAGGAGGAAGAGGAGGGGCCAGGGUGGAGGAGGAGGACACAGUGAUCUACCUGAGAGGGAGGAAGGAGAGGGAGAGGAAACCCCUGCGUUCAGCCACUGGGGACCCCCACGCAGAGUGGAGGUGUGGCAGGAAGAGGGCGAGUCCCUUGGCAUAAGCAUUGUGGGCGGGCACAGCGUCAUCAAGAGACUGAAGAAUGGAGAGGAACUCAAGGGCAUCUUCAUCAAACAGAAAACAUUUAUGAAUGAAUUAAAUGAACAGGUACUGCCGGAGAGCCCAGCGGGACGCACUUGCGUGCUGAAGACCGGGGACAAGAUAUUGCAGGUAUCAGGUGUGGACCUCCAGAACGCCAGCCAUGAGGAUGCGGUCCAGGCCAUCAAGGCAGCUCCCAGUCCUGUGGUCUUCAUCGUCCAGAGCCUCACUGCCACGCCGCGGCCUGUCUCGCUAACCGCGCCCAGUUACAACAAACACAAGGCAAAGAGGAGAGUCAUGCCGAACGCAGCAGUAGGAGGCGCCCCUCCCCCGAUGAGACUCCCCCCGCUCUACCGGCCCCCCAGUCAGCUGACAGAGGAGCAGGACGAGGAGCUGGAGGAGGCCAAAGAGCGGAUCAGGCUGCGCUACGGGGAGCUGUGCGGGGAGCUGCUGUGUGUGGAGCUGGACAAAGAGCGCCAGGGCCUGGGCCUGAGCCUGGCGGGCAACCGCGACCGCUCCUGCCUCAGUAUCUUCGUGGUGGGCAUCAGCCCCGGGGGGCCCGCUGCCAAAAACGGAAACAUCCGUGUUGGGGACGAGCUGCUGGAGAUCAACAACCAGGUCCUGUAUGGCCGCAGCCACCUGAACGCCUCAGCUAUCAUUAAGAGCUCCUCGUCCAAGGUCAAGAUUAUCCUCAUCAGGAAUGAAGAUGCUAUCAACCAGAUGGCCGUUCCCCCCUUCCCAACUCCACCUUCUGUCCUCUCCUCCACUGAGGCUCAUCCCCCCACACCACCAGCAGCAGCAGCGGUAUCAGCCUUGGCCCCCACAGAGAAGCCCCAACCUCCAGAGAGCCUGGUCCUCAGCAGGGGCCCCCUGGAGUCAUCCAUCUCCAUCAGCAAGGGGCAGUCCAGUGUCGGCUCCAGUGGGAGCACAGCUACGGAGCUCAUCUCCAGAGAAGCAACACUGAAGAGCCUCCGAGAGGGAGAGACCGCCUCCAAGAAGCUCAAGGCCUCUGAGAAGGGGGCUGAGUCUUCGGAGAGUGUGCCUGUGCCGGAUGCCAAGGCCCUCCUGGAGCAGACUGCCAGCCUGUCCAAGGUCUCGCAGAGCUCCAGUAAGGUGCCAAUGGUGAGCGGUGUGGACGGAGGGCUGGUGUCCCCCCAUGCCGCCUCCCUGCCCUCCUGCACCGGUCCAGACUUUGAGUACUGCAGCAAAGUAGACCCAGCCACGUGUCCUAUCGUUCCAGGCCAGGAGGUAGUCAUAGAGAUCGCCAAGGGUCGCUCUGGCCUGGGCCUCAGCAUCGUAGGGGGCAAAGAUACACAGCUGGAUGCCAUAGUGAUCCAUGAGGUAUAUGAGGAGGGGGCGGCGGCACGCGAUGGGCGACUCUGGGCUGGAGAUCAGAUCCUGGAGGUGAAUGGCGUGGACCUGCGCAGCGCAGCCCACGAGGACGCCAUCACAGCCCUGCGGCAGACCCCGGCCAAGGUGCGUCUGACGGUGCUACGGGACGAGGCGCAGUACCGCGACGAGGAGAACCUGGACGUGUUCAGUGUGGAACUGCAGAAGAAGGCCGGCCGCGGCCUGGGCCUCAGUAUCGUCGGCAAGAGGAACGGCACCGGGGUGUUCAUCUCGGACGUGGUGAAAGGGGGCGCCGCCGAGCUGGACGGUCGACUGAUGCAGGGGGACCAGAUCCUCUCUGUCGACAGCGAUGACAUGAGGCAGGCCUCGCAGGAGACGGUGGCGGCCAUUCUCAAGUGCGCCAGGGGGAUGGUGCUCCUAGAGCUGGGCCGACUGAAGGCUGCCUCCUGGAUCUCUUCCCGACACACCUCCCAGGGAAGCCAGAUGAGCCACGUGAUUGCCAACAGCACAAUCGCCACGCCCCACCCCCUGCUAAACUCCACCCCUUCCACCUCUCAGCUCCUCAACAACGCCAGGAAGCCCAUGACGGAGAGCAUGACCUCAUCAAAGAGCGCAGGAGCAGAGAUGGGUGUGCGCACUGUGGAGAUCACGCGGGGUCCUACUGAUGCGUUGGGGAUCAGUAUAGCUGGGGGGAAGGGCAGUCCUCUUGGGGAUAUCCCCAUCUUCGUGGCUAUGAUCCAGGCCAACGGGGUGGCAGCCAAGACACACAGGCUCAAGGUAGGAGACAGGAUCGUGAGUAUUAACGCUCAGUCUCUGGAUGGCCUGUCCCAUGGGGAUGUGGUCACCAUGCUGAAGAAUGCCUACGGCAGCAUCAUUCUCCAGGUGAUCGCCGACACCAACAUCAGUGCCAUAGCCAGUCAGGUGGAGAGUAUGUCCACUAGCACCAGCCUUCCCAACAGCCCAGACACACAGCCAGGGGAGCCAGAGGCCCCCAAGCCCAAGAAUAUCUCUCUUGAGAAGGGUUCUGACGGCCUGGGCUUCAGCAUCGUAGGGGGCUUCGGAAGCCCUCAUGGAGACCUGCCCAUCUACAUCAAGACUGUCUUCAGCAAGGGGGCAGCGGCGGUGGACGGGCGUCUGAAGAGGGGUGACCAGAUUCUGUCAGUAAACGGAGAGAGUCUGGAGGGGGCCACCCACGAACUGGCCGUGGCCAUACUGAAGAGACAGAGGGGGGCCGUCACUCUGGAAGUCCUCUCUUAGCUCACACACACACCUAUACCCCCACUGGCAAAGCGACCAUUAUGGGGUUGAACUGGUUUCAACUUUCCAACGUGCAAAAAAAAAACAAGACUCUGUUCCGUUAAGUUGGCCAACAUCUGAUGCCCAUCUUCACCCUUAUAAACAGCCCAUUAACGAGAAGGGGGCAUUGGUUCUGGAAGGAUUCGGGUCACUAGGUGGCACUGCCAAGGAGAGCCCUGCCCUGUAGCGAUGUAGAGAGAGAACAUGUGUGUCGCACUGCGUUCAGCUGUGCCCUCAAGUGAACCACGAGAAAUAAGAGGACUAUAUCUGGGGGGCUGCAGGACGUAGUGACACCUAACUUCCUGUGUGCCAUCUUAGGAGCUUCACUGUGAGGGCGGUCCGAUCGCUACGCUGACUGGAUACACACCACGACUUAAAAUGGCUAAUGCUUGUAUAUUAUACAGCAAGGAAACACAGGGAAGCUGUACAGUCUCUGUGCCAUUUUCAGCUUUUUUUUGUGUGAUCACACCCGUGCUUCCUUCAUAGAACACUGGUAGAACAAUACGAGCGGUUCAGUUGGUCUAGGUCUCUUCAACGUUAGCCUAGUGUUAGCUUAGCAUCUCCCUGAUCGGGAGACACUGGUUAGCUGUUAGAGAUGUCAGCUUCAUUUGCUGCUAAUGUGCUAACUGUGAGGGUGAAUGGUCUCGGCAGGGAACGGGGCUGCGACACACUAGACUGGAACAGGUCAUUUAGACACACACACACACACACACACAAAUACUGUAUAUACACACCCACACACAGUAGGCUAGUGAGUCACUGUCAGGUUGACGCACAUCUUCUCAUUCCUCAUUGCCCACACACGAUUUAAACUCGUAGUGUCAUACUCUUACGCAAAGGUAGUACAUUCAACAGUCUAGUCCCCUCAAACACAACUCUGGACCUUGAAGCUAGUUCCACUGCGUUUUCUUGCAUUGUUGCCCUCUGAUCAGGGGUCUCAUUUAGACCUGGGAGGUGGGUGCAAUUAAUGAUCAGGUAGAACAGAAAAGCAGGAGGCUUCAGACCUCGUAGGGUAAGAGUAGAAUACCCCUGCUGGUUUAUCACUAUGCAGUAUGUUGUGUAGUCCUGCUAAGAGUUGUAAGCUUUUGUGCGUGUCACGAAGGAGUUUCGCCUUGCAGAUGUGAGACAGGUUAUUAGUACACAGUGUUGCCAAAUUAUCUGAACCCCCCCCCCUUUGAAUCCGAGACCGUUUAGCAAAGCGAGGAAAAAUAUAUACACUAUGCGUUUGUUAGCAUUGUUGCGGCAGACACGUUUCUAUUAGCGAUACAAUGUAAUGUAGGCGAAUCUCAGGACUUACAUCGGGCAUUGUGUCUGUUGCCGGGGCUUGCUUGCUUUCCCCUAGUGUGGGUUUGUAUGGAGGUUAGCCGAAUCUUUACCUCCUUUGUCGCUGACCCUGGAGUAUCCCUGUAAGCCUAUUAAGGUCCUAUGAAAUGGUGUCAAAAUACAUCCAUGUCUUAACUAGUCUGGUCCAAGAUAUUUGUGCUCUACUCCCAUGGUCAUUGUCACGCCAAACAAGACCGCACAAACAGGACUGGAUCCAGGCUUUGUCUUAACUGAUCAAAGGGAGAAGGAUCAUCCUGAUGAAUCUUUGAGUUGGACGAUCCACCUCCUAGCCAAUCCCGAUCAUUUUAACUUUGUGGACUGGACACGUGCAUUUCAAUGAAGUGCUAUUACUUUUUGUUUUACCUGCCUUUGUCAUUGUUUUUAUUUGUGUCAUGCGGAUGGUACUGCAUGCAUGUUACUGUAAGCCUAUUCUUUUGUUUAGACAUGUCUUGGUAAAAACAUAUACCAACAUUUCUGAUCAUUUGGGGCACUAUCAGAAGCAGUCAAUUUCUUGCUGUGAGCCGUUGUCAUCAUGUAUCAAGGGUGCAUUCCUUAGGCAUCAAAUGGAAGAAAAUGGACUGAAACAGGUAGGGACAACCUGAACUUAAUAAAUGCUUGUUUUUGUAGCAAGACAUUUUGCUACGGUGUGCACUAAUGAAUACAAACCAUGUGUGGCUGUAGCUCCACACUGUUCUGUCCAGCUGCGAGAAGCUCACCACGUCCAACAAUUACAGGAUAUCCUGUCUCCCUCGGCUGGAGCCCGUCAUCUGUUUCCCGUGUCGCUGCAACCCCUCCACGCUCACAGGAAGUGACAACACGUUCCUCCAAGACACUUUGAGCCCCCCUCCCCGGUUGUAUUCAUUAGGUCCCAAACGGGAGAAAGCAGACUGAAACAAGGAGGGACUACCUGAACUUGCCCAAUACAAAAACACUUGUUUUCCGUUGCAAACCAUUUAGCUACGUUGUGCCAUAAUGAAUAUGACCCCGGUUAACACUAAGGAAAACCCUGCAUAGUAACUCUCGCGCCGUGCCUGUCUCAGUAAAAGUGGAAGUGCAAUCUGGUGUGCGUCCUAAAUACUUGCAAGGGGUCCUGGGAUUUAGGGGAGGUCGGCCUAUUAAGGGGACUGACUACUGCUCUGCCGUGAGUCGCUGAUGUGCUAGAGUAGAUUGUGUGUGUGUGUUCAUCAUACAUCAGUCUUAUUUCUGUGAGAGCCUAUUUCUGUAAGUCUUAAUGCUCGAUCCCUUUAAAGAGAUUCAGUUUAAACUCACUGCUGCCUAUUUCACUUGCUUCUUUUCCCCUCUCUCAUGCUGUGAUCUCUCCCAUCUACUCUGGACUUUUAGAUUUUGUCUGACUUUGUCCUAUGCGUGUCAAUCGGCAAUAGGCUGUGUGUGUUUGUACACGUGUUCGUCAGAAGUUGGACUGAUGAUUAUGAUGAUCCCGUCACGCCCAAUAAUCCCGUCUAUAAUGCCAUCGAUGAACUGCGCGCUCGUCCGUAGCGCCACAAACGUCUUUCUUCACGUCAUUACAUUUACAUUUAAGUCAUUUAGCAGACGCUCUUAUCCAGAGCGACUUACAAAUUGGGAAGUUCAUACAUAUUCAUCCUGGUCCCCCCGUGGGAAUUGAACCCUGGUCCCCCCGUGGGAAUUGAACCCACAACCCUGGCGUUGCAAGCGCCAUGCUCUACCAACUGAGCCACACGGGAUCAUUGAUCGAUGGAACGCAUUUUCAAAUCCAAAGAAACAAUCCGCCCUUCCUAUAUAUCGAUGUGUGACAAACUCUGCUGUAAUGACGUGUGGAUACACAGAAUAUAUAUGAAUAUAUCUAUAGAAAAAAUAUAUUGUCUAUGAUCAUAAAUGCAAGUCUCAUCUUUUAAAUGUGUGUAGCCUACUGACUGUGGUCAUACACUGAUACUCUUCGUGAAUUCUGAUGAACUGUUUGAUGAUGUUCCAUGUUUUAUUAAAUACAAGAGGAGCACAAUCAUUUCCACCAUGUCCUA